AUGGGAUCUGAUCCAGACAAUGCCCAUGCCCCCAAAUGGUGUCAUAUGGGCUCCCUGCUAGCUUCCUGUAGGGUGCAUGGAAGCAUUUCGAUCGGCAUGCAAGCUGCAGAGCACCGUCUAAAGCUGGAACCAAGUUGUGCUGCAACUCAUGUCCAGCUAGCGAAUUUGUAUGGGAGCAUUGGCUGCUGGGAUGAUGUGGCAAGAGUGAGGAAGGUGAUGAAGGAGAGAGGGCUGAAAACAAACAUCGGGUGCAGUUGGAUAGAAGUUGGCAAUAAAGUUUAUACUUUCACAGCAGAAAACAGAUCAAAGAGCCAGUCACAUAUGGAUCACAAGUAUGAUGUACUGAUUGAUGGUCUGGAUUGGGAUGAUCCUGAGCAUAUAAGUUAA
Molecule: messenger RNA, 387 nt
Organism: Miscanthus lutarioriparius
Lineage: Eukaryota; Viridiplantae; Streptophyta; Magnoliopsida; Poales; Poaceae
Source: the annotation of a GenBank genome assembly